AUGGCUUCGGAGCCGCCCAAUCCUGCUGCUGAAAAGCCAGAAUCACCUCCUCACACAAAUUCCCUCCGUCGGCAUGCAUCUGCUGAAAGUGAUGAUACACAGAUCAACCCAGAUGAGAAGUUUGCCCUGGGCCGGAAGGGUAUUCUGGUAGUGUUCACUCUCUGUGUGCUGACUCUAAUGGCCGCACUUGAUGGAACCUCCAUUUCUGUCGCAUUACCGAUCAUGGCCGAAGAACUCAACGGCACCGCCAUCGAAGCUUUCUGGGCAGGGACUUCGUUCCUGCUCUGCUCUACAGUCUUCCAACCCAGUUUCGCAUCAUUAUCGAAUAUUUUCGGUCGCCGUCCAGCGGUAUUGACGUCCAUUUUAUUCUUCUGCGUUGGCGCCAUUGUUUCUGCCGUUGCAAACAACUUCACGCAGAUGCUGGUCGGUCGAUCGAUUCAGGGUAUUGGCGGAGGUGGCGUGAUUGCCUUGACCGAAGUCAUCAUCACAGACCUUGUUCCCUUACGAUACCGAGGACAGUAUUUCGGAAUAUUCAGUGCAAUGUGGAGUAUCGGAUCCGUCACAGGACCUAUCCUCGGUGGGGGAUUCGCCCAGAAUGUCACUUGGCGAUGGAUCUUCUAUAUCAACUUCCCAUUCAUCGGAAUUGGAACCUUAUUCGUCAUUCUAUUCUUGACUCUGAAACUUGCUCCUAGCUCUCUUCUCGACAAACUCCGUCGCAUCGAUUACACUGGCACCAUCCUAUUUGUCGGCAGUCUUUCCUCAUUCCUGAUCCCGCUCACAUGGGGCGGUGUUUCCUACGAUUGGGAUUCCUGGCACACACUCGUUCCCUUGCUGGUCGGUGUCGCCGGACUGGCCGCAUUCAUAUUCUACGAGUACCGCUACGCCGUCGAACCGAUUAUCCCUCCGGCCAUUUUUGUCAAUCGAACUGCAAGUGUCUCAUUCCUAGGAAGUGUUCUUCAAGGCUUGAUCAUGUGGUGCGCCCUGUACUACCUACCACUUUACUACGAAGCCGUCAGGGAGUAUUCUCCUAUUCUCUCUGGUGUGGCCCUAUUCCCACAAACAUUCACGGUUGCCCCUUCUUCAGUUGUCAUCGGUAUUUUGAUUACUGCGACUGGUAAAUACCGCUGGGCAGUGUGGAUGGGAUGGGUUCUGUCUACCAUUGGACUGGGUCUGAUGUGCAUCAUCAAAAGAGACACUAGUGUCGUUGGAUGGGUCUUCCUUAACAUUGUCCCUGGACUCGGCCUGGGAUCUUUAUUCCCUUCUAUCGGAUACGCAGUUCAAGCAUCGGCCGAUCCCCGCAAUCUUUCCAUUGCAGUUGCCAUGUUCAGUUUCUUCCGUGCCUUGGGACAGGCUAUCGGCGUCGCAGUUGGCGGCGUGGUUUUCCAGAACCAAAUGCACAAGAACCUUCUCAAAUAUGAUUCCCUGGCUCCAAUGGCUAGCGCAUAUAGUAAGGAUGCGGCUGGUCUCGUUCAAGUUAUCAAGGCUAUGCCGGAUGGCAUGGACAAGAACAACCUAAAGGAUGCAUACACAGAUAGUCUGCGAAUUGUGUGGAUUGUCUGCUGCGCUAUUUCUGCUGUGGCAUUGGCUUUCAGUUUGCUUACUGAAGAAUAUGACCUUGACCGGGCUCUUGAGACUGAUCAGGGACUGGACAAGAAGGCCCGGUUGGAAUCAGAGAAGGAUUUGGAGCUUAAUACUGACAGGGCUAUCAGCCAAGCUGCACCCAUGGCGUGGUAA
Penicillium manginii is the source of this 1734-nucleotide messenger RNA. RefSeq lists its product as uncharacterized. The coding region runs from base 1 to 1734 and encodes 577 amino acids. Gene Ontology annotation, molecular function: transmembrane transporter activity. NCBI's taxonomy places the organism in Eukaryota, Fungi, Ascomycota, Eurotiomycetes, Eurotiales, Aspergillaceae. Gene Ontology annotation, biological process: transmembrane transport. The record is from RefSeq and is a predicted model, not a curated record. The transcript has 4 exons.